UCCCGUCCUCUCCUGUCCUUCCUUCCCUCGCGCGCUUCGCUCUGACACCUGCAACUCAGGCGCUCCCGUACGGAGCUCCCACACGCGCUCGCGCUCUUACCCACGAGUUCUUGCCUCACGCUACUGAGUCCCCACUCCGAACCAUGGGCCGUCAGAAGGAGCUAGUGUCGCGCUGCGGGGACCUGCUGCGGAUCCGGUACCGGCUGCUGCGUCAGGCUCUCGCUGAAUGCCUUGGGACGCUCAUACUAGUGAUGUUCGGCUGUGGCUCUGUGGCCCAGGUUGUGCUGAGCAGAGGGACCCAUGGUGGCUUUCUUACCAUCAACCUGGCUUUUGGCUUUGCAGUCACACUUGGCAUCCUUAUUGCUGGCCAAGUGUCUGGGGCCCACCUGAAUCCAGCUGUCACCUUUGCCAUGUGCUUCCUGGCGAGGGAGCCAUGGAUCAAGCUGCCCAUCUAUACACUGGCCCAGACAUUGGGGGCUUUCCUAGGGGCUGGGAUUGUCUUUGGGCUAUACUAUGAUGCAAUUUGGGCCUUUGCUGGUAAUGAACUUUUUGUUUCCGGCCCCAAUGGCACUGCUGGCAUCUUUGCCACCUACCCCUCUGGCCACUUGGACAUGGUCAAUGGCUUCUUUGACCAGUUCAUUGGCACGGCAUCACUCAUUGUCUGUGUGUUGGCUAUCGUGGAUCCCCACAACAACCCAGUUCCCCGAGGUCUUGAAGCCUUUACUGUUGGCUUUGUGGUCCUGGUCAUUGGUACAUCCAUGGGUUUCAACUCUGGUUAUGCUGUUAAUCCAGCUAGAGAUUUUGGUCCCCGCCUGUUCACCGCCAUUGCUGGCUGGGGUUCUGAGGUCUUCACAACUGGUCGGUACUGGUGGUGGGUCCCCAUCGUCUCACCACUUCUUGGUGCCAUUGCUGGAGUUUUUGUCUAUCAGCUCAUGAUUGGCUUUCACCUGGAGACUCCACCUCCUUCCACAGAGCAGGAGAAUGUCAAGCUGGCUCAUGUGAAACACAAAGAACAGAUCUGAGUUGGGAGUUACACCUCCCUCUCCCUCCAGGAUCCCCACUCCUUCCCUUAGGAACUAACACUGAUAGGACUAUGCCAGAGAUAUGCCCCCAAAGCAGCCAUAGCUGCCACCUCUCUGGUCCCCAUCCCUCCCACUCCUCUGGCCCUAGGAGACCCUUUCCUGAGGGCUAUGUUUAGUAAUAAUGCUUAAAAAAAAAGACCCCUCAAACCUCUCUCCCCACCCUAGGGGGUCAAUGAAUCCUUGGGAAUCCUGGUCAGUAUGGAUUUACAAUGGAUGUUGGACCUAAGGCCUGCCCUGAGAGUGCCAGACCUGAAGUAGGAUAUUUGCCAGAAACAAUAAAUCAGUUUUGAGUUCUUGGAAGGUUCUCCAGAGGGAAAAGGAGAGGGGAAGGCAAUGGCUAGAAGCUCAGCAGAUGCGUGAAAAAGGCUAGAUAGGUGAGAGAUGCAUAGGUGUGAGGGUAGUUACAGCUACACAAGGGCACUUUAGCUUUGGGAAAGUCCCUCAUUCAUUCAUUCAUUCAUUCAUUCAUUCAUUCAUUCAUUCAUUCAUUCAUUCAAUCCUGAUAUGGGAGAGGUUUAAAUGAAAGGGAUUCUAAAUGGAGACAUGUUAAAUGUAUGACAGUACAAAUGUAAAGAAAGCCCAAAUGUGCGUGUGUGUGUGUGUGUGUGUGUGUGUGUGUGUGUCCAGGUAUGAGUGAUUGCAGAUGUGUGUGUAAAGGGGAGGGUACAUAUUGAUGAAUAUGUACUAGAAAAGAGAGACCCAGGAGUAGAGGAUCUCGCUAGACUUUGAGGUAGGGGAGUUAGGGAAAGCAGAAGAAGCUCAAGAGAGAGACAUUAAUUUGUCUAGGGUGGGGGUGUGUGUGUUGUGGGUGGGGCUCACAAUUUGAGGUUCAGAGCUCUGCACACAGGCAGAAGCCAUUCGCAUGUUCCCAGCCUGAACCAUGAGCUGAGGGGGUGGGUGCUAAGUAUAGGUGUAUAUUUCAUUUUGGCAGAUGUUACAGCUGGGGUUGGGGGCCUUCCUUCCCAGACCAAUGCCCCUUGUUCCUUGCUCCUGGGUGUUCUCAUUCCCUCUGGGCAUUUCCAGGAUGGUUCAAAUGAGGGUGCCUAUUCCUUAAAUACUCCUUAUUCACUGUGUGGAUACCCCCACCCCUAUACACUCUUUCUUGUAUUUUUUAAAAUAAAGACAUUUA
Molecule: messenger RNA, 2211 nt
Organism: Dromiciops gliroides (monito del monte)
Lineage: Eukaryota; Metazoa; Chordata; Mammalia; Microbiotheria; Microbiotheriidae
Gene: AQP3
Product: aquaporin 3 (Gill blood group)
Exons: 6
Coding region: 144-1022 (292 amino acids)
Biological process (GO): glycerol transmembrane transport; water transport
Cellular component (GO): plasma membrane; basolateral plasma membrane
Molecular function (GO): water channel activity; urea transmembrane transporter activity; glycerol channel activity
Source: RefSeq, a predicted model, not a curated record